Molecule: messenger RNA, 6118 nt
Organism: Coniophora puteana RWD-64-598 SS2
Lineage: Eukaryota; Fungi; Basidiomycota; Agaricomycetes; Boletales; Coniophoraceae
Exons: 16
Coding region: 179-5998 (1939 amino acids)
Biological process (GO): autophagosome assembly; autophagy of mitochondrion; reticulophagy
Cellular component (GO): extrinsic component of membrane; phagophore assembly site
Molecular function (GO): phosphatidylinositol-3-phosphate binding
Source: RefSeq, a predicted model, not a curated record
CAGCGCGGCUGCUUGCAGCAAACGGUAGCAAGGACUAAACCCAUUGCGUCAAGUCGAGUGUGUACUCCCUGGUUCCAGCUACGUUCCCUCUUGCCAUGCUCCCCCAAGCUUAAGCGUUUCUUGAAUCCUAAACCUCGCGAAUUGACCGUCGCCUCGCUGGAGAUCGCGUUGGCCAGCCAUGUCAUCCUGGUAUCCCUCCUGGCUACCGCGCCUUUCGUCAUUUGACUUCACCCUGCCCUCUGCCAUACAACGUCGUUUCUUGUCAUUCAUCCUCAAGCAGACCCUUGGCCACUUUCUCAAGCCAGGUCAACUGGAUCUCCAUCAGAUUGAUUCUCAGAUUGGUUCGGGCUACGUCCAAGUUAAAGACCUUGAGCUAGACAACAACGCCAUAAAUACUCUCCUAUCAGGCUUGCCACUUCAGCUUCACAAUGGUUUCAUAACCUCUGCAAUCGUCCGUGUUCCACUACCCAACCCUUUGACAUCGAAUGUCGGCCUGUCCAUCCGUUCAUUACACCUCACCUUUCACGUCGCACCUCAUUCGCCGCUCUAUGCUUUCGAACCUGAUCUGACGCUUGCCAAAUCGGUGGUUUCUGUCGCUGAGACUUUCGUACACAAUGAGCUCUCCACGCAGGAAGAGGAAGACCUCCUAGAGUCUCUCCCACCCGAAGUGACUAUUUCCCAGAAUUUGCCUGGUGGUUUGGAGCCCGUCACCACAGGAGAGCAGAUUAACGAUACAGAUCCUGCCGGUGUUUCCCUCUUUGCGACGCUCAUAGAGUCACUUAUGGCUAGGUUUGAGUUCAAAGUCGAAGAUACUAAGAUAACAAUUAUUUAUCCUGGCCGCGGAAGCUUCACCCUUGCUGUGGCAGAGCUGACGUAUGGCGCCACAAACUCUGAACCUCCUCGUUCAGAUAGUAGCCUUGCCGACAGUAUCGAACAACCUGUUAGGUCGCAGAAGUUGUCUCGAAGAAUCAACAUUUCGGGCAUCAAUAUAACAUACCGCAACUUACAACCGUCAGAACAUCUAUCAGCUAGUAAUUCAGGGAAGGAUGGAUGUCAGAUUGAUACGAGGUUCCCAGCUCGCACGGAGCUCGACACGGAUUCCGGCGAGGAAAUAGACACCCCAACGUCUGAUAUUGACGAAGAGACACAGAUGAUGAUGAGCCAAUCCAUCAUAGGACUGCCGGAGUUUAAUCAACCUCCAUCCGAAUCUUCUUGCUCACCCAGUGGUAGCAUGUAUGAAAGCGCCAUAACCCAUCAUCCAGAAGUCAACCAAUCGUCGGGCUCUCUAAGGGCAGCUCCAGCUGCUGAAGACGAACUCGUAUUGUCGUUCGGAGAUCAGCCUCUGGUUAUAUCUAUCCAAACACCAGCCAUUUUGGAUCGUUUCAUCAACUCUUCCACCGCCUCAAGUCAGGCGACCAAGCCAGGACAUGCGGGAGAAAAUCUGGUAGCUGAUCUGAAGGUUGGACCCAUAGCGUGCGCCUUAUGCCCUCAUCAUGUUCUUUUAAUCUGUGGAAUAUUGGAGCUGUCGGGAUCAAGCAAUCCUUCACCCUCGAAGCCCAAGGGCAUACCGCCGUCCGGCGGACCAGGUAUUGGUUUCGAGGUGAAUGCCAGGCUUGGGGGAUUGUCUAUCUUCCUCUUGGGAAAUACGGCAUCUCGAUACCUGAGUUCCGGAAGUCAGAUCUUCAGGACACCAUUCAAAUCGCCCCAGCUACCAGUUGCAUCAAUGCAGCUUAAGAUAGAACGAGUGUCGUGUUCAUUCCAUCGUUCUUUCUUGCAUCCACAGCCCGGCAAAUCACCCAGCCCUGCACGACAACCAGGCAGCGCCAAGACAAUUUUCCGCUCUUCGCUACGCGUUGAUAUUGAUGAUGUCUCGAUUUAUGCUUUCCCUGCAAUAUCCCCUACGACCACUACCCGGGAAGAUUGUCUUGCGUAUCCCAUUUUGACCAUGGAUCACGCGCUGGUGUCAAAAUCAACACCACAACCUUCGCGGCCCCGCACUGGUAGCAUUGGCGAUGCAUCUGCCAUUCCAAAGUUUGCCACUGCAAAUUGGGACCAAUACGGCAAACAGCAUAUGGCAAGCAGCGUCGGCGGACCCAAGGGCGGAGAACACAAGGAUACUGCAGUGCUUGUUGAGGUUGAGAGCCACUUGGAGCCUUCUCAGGCAAUAGCCCGCGCAAGGAUAGCGCCGGUACAUGUAUUCUGUGACCUAGAUGUCCUCCUGAAUCGCGAAGGGUGCAACUUGAUUUCGCUAAUCGAGGAAAUUCAGCAUGCUUUUGAACCCGCAAACCUGAACGAUAGUUUCCGGUCCUCAGACUCAGAAUCUACUGCCACAAUCGACAGUCCUAUAUUACAUUCUCAGAAUUUGCGCAAUCUAAGUCCACGUCGAUCGACCCAUGAACAUGGUUCUGGGAAUCAUGAUGCUCUAAACCUCCAGUUUAGUUCCGCCAAGUCUCCCAAUUACGAUCAUCAGGACAACGUUGGCGUGGUUGAUGCAGUGCAAUAUAAUGUAACUUGUCCUGUGCUGCGAUUCGAUCUUCGUUGUGGACCUCCUCCCAACCGAAGUCCUCGCUCUGGCUCUCUAGUGGCUACCGUCUUCGACUUUGGCCUUACGAAUAUCCCUUCGACCGUCCCCGACAACACAUCCGCUUUCCAUGGCUAUGUUCCUGACACUCAUCAGCGUAACAAUGAAGGCGAAUUCCAUAUAUGGUGUCAGCGAGCUUUUCUAGCGUACUCGUUGAUGGGAGAAUCUCAGGCUCCAAUAUUCUGCUCUUUGGGCUCUCUGGUGCCCUCUGGGGGCGUAACAAACACACUGAACAGGCACGGAAUCUCCUUGUCCAUCUCUUUGCCUUUGACGCUCAGGUUUUCCCGAUCAUCUUCCAUGACGGAAGUUGCUCCUUUGAAGUCACACAUCAGUAUCCAUGUACCCGCCACCGAUAUAAUCCUAACCAAGCCAGCUCUGGAUGGACUACAGGAACUAGCCGAUGAUCUGUCCCAGGCUACUGGUCGUGUCGCGUCCAGCCUUGACCAAAGAGCUGGGGCAUCAGGGGGACCAUCUCAAGGAUCGUCAAGGAUCGUCAGCCCAAUUAUGGCUGAGAACGGAGUGACGAGGACCACCGCUAGCGCUACAUGCGGAGAAGUGUUCGUGAGGCUCCUUGUGCCCAGACAGGAUAAUGCCAUUCAACCAUUGGAUGUCACGAUGUCUGAUGUGGUCGUCGAUGUCGAGCUGGGGCGUGAUGGAAGGGACGAUAGUCGAUUCUCGCUAGCAAUCGUAGAUGCGCAGGUGGAAAAUCACUCACUCUCCCAAGAAACUUCUCACCUCAUAACGCGCACACCCCCUGUGUUCUUGGGGGGUCAGCAAAGGGCAAUGAUCAACGUCGACUUUCGAUCUACCGUUGUAUCCUCAACGCGGGGGAAAUUGUCCACCAUUAGCCUCGACUUAUGGGAAUUCACCUUGGUUGUACCUCCUGAGCUGGAAUGGGUGUCAAGUAUCACGCUUUUUGCCAAAGCUCCCCCAGGUGUUUUCGAAUCCGUUGUCCCAGCUGAACGCACCACUCUCCUGGUGAACAUCAACGAUGGCUAUAUCAAGAUUCUAGCACCCUCGCACCCGGGAGCUUGUGUAUAUCUCAUUGACGACCUCACCAUUUCUGCGAAACUGUUUGGAAGUUCGAAGAAAAUGGCUUUGAGCGCUUCACUGGCGUCUUCGUCCCUGUUCUUUACUGACGCUUUGGCUGACAUAUCGGAAGUCCAAGAAGACCAGCAGUCUAUGUCACAUCUUACUAAGCUUAAGCGAGCAGGGUAUGCCCUGAUGGGCGAGGCGAACCAGCUUCAAGUGGUGUAUCAUACAAAUCCGGGUCAGAUACCUUCAUCAAAGGUCGACAUCGAACGGUGUGAUCUCCGAAUUCAUAUCUGCGCAGACACGAUUGCCGCAUUUGGGAGCUUCAUGAUGAAUGUUACGAGUGCUUUUACUCCAAGUCCUUCCAAGGAAUCAACCGUCUCUACAAACGACAGUCACCGAACUCAGCAGGCUAAGCAAGAUCUUAGAGUUUCAUUUGAUGAAGAGGCAUUCCGCACCGCCCCAGAACUCGGGACGGCGCCAGACAUGAUUCGCGAUGACCUACCAACGAAUUUGGAUUACUUGGAUGCUUCCUUUGGCGCCGCUGCCGGCUUGCGCGAGCUAACUGAAGGCGACUUGGCCGACUUCACGGAUACCCAAACAUUCCCACCCUCUAACCAAGCGCCAGGAGUAGUCUCCAACGUUGGAGGAGAGACUGUACGGAUCUUGAAGCCAUUUCAAUUUGUAGACGACUAUCACCAAUCGCUGCCGCCGGAUAUGUCGGAUGGAGCACCAGGUGGCUCUGAGGACAUCGACGUGGACAUCCAGCUUUCGCACUGCAAUAUUGCUCUACUCUUGUAUGAUGGUUAUGACUGGGUUCGCACCCGCAAAGUCAUCGAACAAGAGGUCAGAGAAAUGCGCCAUCGACUCGCCAAGAUACGACAACUGGUAGCGUCUGGUCAGACCGAUCAUGGCGUAGGGGACACAAGCACGCUGGUUUUUAAUUCUAUCCACAUAGGUUUGGAGCAAGACCUUGACGUACUGGAACCUGGGGCCAUCAUAUCUGCAAUCGACGAAGAGCUUAAUGGAGCAGAGAACGAGUCACAAAGUUCUUGGCAAACUCUGCAACAGCCUGUCCACUCUCCCAACAGUUCGACCAAGAGCACUUUUGGGAGGCGUCUCGUGCGAUCCAGAGGGCCUGUUAUCGAGAUCCGUCUGUCAAAUGCAAGUGCCCGAGUUCAGCAAUUUUUACCCAGCAAAGAGACCGUGUCUCGCACCCUCAUCGUGGUCGAGAACUUGGAGAUACUUGAUCAUGUGAAGACAUCAACUUGGCGGACGUUCUUGACGUCUUUGCGUGCAGAUACACGGGGCAACGUUCGGGAAACGGAUUCCAAUAUGGCGCGCAUUGAGCUUUUGACAGUGAAACCAACGCCUUCUGAGUCUUCGGUCGAAGUUAGACUUCGUGCUAAGAUACUCCCUCUGCGACUCUAUGUCGAUCAAGAUGCGCUAGACUUCUUAAAGAAGUUCUUCAGCUUCAAGGAUCCUGAUGCUGUCGUCGAACCCACAAAGUCGGACGACGAGAUAUACAUUCAGUCUGCUGAAAUUUUUCCCAUAGGCAUCAAGCUUGACUACAAACCUCGUCGGGUGGAUUAUAGAGCUCUCCGCGAGGGCCGGACGAUUGAGCUAAUGAAUUUCUUCCACUUCGAUGGGGCAGAAAUGACACUCCGCCAUUUGACACUGAAAGGAAUUACAGGAUGGCCAAAAUUAUUCGACCUUCUGAAUGAUUUAUGGACUCCAGAUGUGAAGGCAACACAACUUGUGGAUGUCAUUUCUGGUGUUUCGCCGAUACGCUCGGUCGUAAAUGUUGGCUCAGGCGUUGCUGAUCUGGUCCUUCUUCCUAUCGCGCAAUACAAGAAGGAUGGGCGUGUUGUACGUGGACUACAGAAGGGCACGAAGGCUUUCGUCCAGUCCACGGCGAUGGAGGCCAUCAAACUUGGCGCACACUUGGCAACUGGGACCCAGGUCAUCCUCGAGCAGGCUGAGAACGUGCUCGGGGGACAGUGGCAAGAUCAAAUAACAGCUGAAACGCUCGCACCAUUUAACGAGGAGCAGCUUACAGAAGCUUCACCCGAGGAGAUCAGAAACACCAUCAGCAAGUAUGCUGAGCAACCCGCUGGCAUGACGGAGGGGAUGCAACUCGCCUAUAAGAGUUUGCAGCAAAACUUCCGCUCUGCCGCGCAGACCAUCCUGGCUGUGCCAAUGGAAGUAUAUGAGAACUCUGGGCAGGGGGGAGCCAUGAAAGCCGUGGUACGGGCGGUGCCCAUUGCCGUUCUCAAGCCUAUGAUCGGUGCCUCCGAAGCAGUCAGCAAGACCUUGAUGGGUCUUCACAACACCUUGGAUCCCAGUGUACAACUAGACAAUGAUGCCAAGUACAAGCAUCGGUAACCAGUCUCACGAAUUCUCCAACGCCAUGCAUGCAUAUGAAUCACCCACAUUUGUAAUUUUUGGGUUCAGUAGCAAUAUUUCCAUGUAGACUAGGCCAGCAAUAUUCCAUUCACAGUUCAC